Molecule: messenger RNA, 2638 nt
Organism: Lolium perenne
Lineage: Eukaryota; Viridiplantae; Streptophyta; Magnoliopsida; Poales; Poaceae
Source: RefSeq, a predicted model, not a curated record
CCCAUUUUUUAUGCCCAUUCGGGUUGUCAGCGCAUUUUUUCAUCUGCCCACCUACUACUCAUCAAGAUUACAGCCACCAAAACAAACAAAAACACUCUACACCAGCCAUGGACAAGCCAAACCACACCGCGCCACCCAUGGAUCCCAAUCAGCACCACGUUUUUGGUGACCAAAACCUACGCAGAGAGAUCCUUCUAAGGAUCAAUUCCACAGCCUCCACCACCAGAUGCGCCCGCGUCCACAGGUGUUUCAUGGAGGAAAUCCAACAUCAAGAUUUUGCACUAGCCUAUUCCAAGAUCCAGGAUCCGGCUAGCAUAGUUUUCCUGGUUGAAUCAGGGGAUGGAGCAGGCCGGAUCACCUGGCUUGCCGACACGACGGAUAAGCCCGGAGACGACACGGUGGCUCGGUUAAGAGCACGCAUCAGCCGCCCCUCUCUAAUCCGUGAGAGGGUCGUCGGCUGCCGACGAGGAGUCGCAGUGGUCGAAAGAACUGACGGAUAUUACACCAUCAGGCCCUGCAUCGGGGAAAAGGAGGUUACGGCGGUGGCGCCGGCUGCUCCGAAAAUUGUGCGGUCAGCGGAAUACAUCUCCUCCAACAACUACGGCAAGUACGUCAUGCUCCAAGAUCUUGUUCACGGAGGAAUCGGCUUCUUCGUCCAGGACUCAUCUGCCCAGCCCACACGCACCGAUUUUGGGGUGAUUGCUUGGAGGAGCCUAUUCUGGCUUAUGAAAGAUUUCACGGCUGAGAAUGUCAAAGCAGACCUGAAGGCGCCGGGGCCAGACCCGGCAUGUCGGUGAAAUUUUAGUAGUGCUACUGGGAAGCUGGUGAGGGGCACGGUUAGGGCUGAAGUGAAGGUACUAAACAAAAUUGCCAUCUUGGAUGAUUGGAACAAAACCAACAUGCUUUUGAUUCAAAGAAGAAAAGGUCCGGUGUUGAGGGUGUGGUGACACAAAAACCAGAUGUGAGUAAAUAAAGCCUAUAAAUGACCGAGUGGAAUGGCCUUUCCUUAAGAGAAUGAUGGAAAAGAGGUUUCAAGCAAAGAUUGUCCAGCUGAUUAUGAGGUGUGUGACAACAGUGAGAUACCUAUUAAAAUUCAAUGAAAUAAUGACGGAUGAAGUUAUUUUAGGUAGAAGCCUUCUACAGGGCAUUCUCAAAUUUAUUGAAUAGUGCUGAGCAGAAUGGGGUUCUGGAAGGGAUAUGGGUGUGCCCAAAUGCACGAAGCUUUAAGAAUCUUUAUGAAGUUUGCUCAGAGCAGACAACAAAUAGGGACAAGUCUGCUACAGGAUUCAGUAAGAAUACAAGGUACACCGAAAAACCAUGAUGAUGAACAGUCUUGGUGUGAGAAGCGGAGUACAUACCUGCGCAGCGGCUGGGCUUGCUUGUCCAUGUGGGGAGGUCGGGAACUAGAACCUUUGCAUACAGAAAAAAAAACACAUUUUGAUGCACGAUACAGGAUGUGUGUGUGGGGGGGGGGGGGGGGGGUCAACAAGACUUGUACACUUUCAACUUAGCGAUGCCAGAGAAACAAGGAUGGAGGCUGUUGACAACUUUGUGUGUCCACGUACUCAAAGCAAAGUACUACCAGAACUCUCAUGUGAUCAGUGCUGAGGUAAAUGAGGGAGCUACUUGGAGAAGAAUUAUGAGAGGAGUAGAUGCUCUGACAAACGGAGUAAUCAGAAGAGUAGGUAGUAGCAUGAAGAUCGACAUAUAGCAAGACCUAUGGGCUAUGGCUACCUUGGGACGAAUAUCGCUGGUCGGUCACACAGUCAUCCAGAAGGUGUAACCCCUGACUGAUCCUAUUACAGGUCAGUGGGACGAAGCACUAGUAAAUGACAUCUUUUGGCUGAUGGAUGCGAGAAGUAUUCUGGCGCUACCGUUAUGCGAAUAUUUCGAAGAUGCGUGGGCCUGGCACUAUGAUAGAAAAGGAAUGUUCAUUGUUAAUUCGGCAUACAAGAUGUAGCGCCAAAUUCAGUCGAUAGCAAAUAGAGUGCAGCCAAGGGAGAGCAGCAUCCAAGGGCUAGGGUUCAAUUGGCAAAGCAUAUGGCGCCUGCAUUGCCAUCCAAGGUCCAGCAAUUUAUGUGGCUAACAACCUCCUAGAUGGAGUAUAACAACAGGCAUGGUGACAUGGUGUUGACAUCAACACGAUCUACCCAAUGUGCCAGCGGCUAAAAGAGGAUGGAUGCACCUGUUCCUGAAGUGCAAAACUGUAGAGCCUAUCUGGUGGAAAAUGGAGAUAGAACAUGAUGGGAGAAGCAGUAGGUGCAGGAUCUGGGCAUAUUGCACAUAUACAGGACCCAUUGCACGCUCAAGCUGAAGCCUUUCUCCGAAGUAUGUGCAGCACAGAGAUGGGGCAUGACACGAGUAACCAUAAAGAUGGAUUCUAUUAUUCCAAAGCUAGUGGUCCAGGACACUGACCAAGAUAGGUCCCUCAAUGGCGCCACGUUCCGAGAGAUUAAGUUUUUUUGCUUGUUUCAACCUUUUCAAUUUUAGCAUUGUUCAUUGCACAAGGACUUGUAACGGAUUACUCUAGCGAAUGCAUGGUGCAAGAUUAGGCCAUGUAUAUGGACAGAUGAUGCGCCUGAUUUUGGACAAGAUGAAGUGCCACGUUCCGAGAGGUUAAGUUUUUUGAUUGUUUCAA